Hippocampus comes (tiger tail seahorse) is the source of this 1325-nucleotide messenger RNA. RefSeq names its product trichohyalin-like. The coding region runs from base 536 to 1312 and encodes 258 amino acids. The transcript has a single exon. The record is from RefSeq and is a predicted model, not a curated record. Lineage: Eukaryota; Metazoa; Chordata; Actinopteri; Syngnathiformes; Syngnathidae.
UUGAAGGAGGAAGGAAAGGGGGCAGGCGAGGACACGGGAAAGUAGGGAGGGGGGAGGGGGGGCGUGGAGAAUAGGAGGCGAAGGGCGGCUGAAAGCGGUGAUGACAGACAGAAGAAAGAAGGAGAGAAAGGACAAGUGCGCUGGCUGAUGGCGCGUCGACUGCAGGAUUCCAUCACUCUUAGCAACCGGCCCGCUUUGGCGUUGCCACGGUAACGCCGGCUAACGUGCUCCGCUGCCGCCGCCCUCUCUCUCUCCCUCCCUCUCGCUCUCUCUCUCUCUGUCCAUCCUCACUGCCGUGCGCUUCCUGCCUGCGUUGCCACAGCGACACAGUCCUGGACGAGGAAUCCGAUGCUCUGGAGCGUCCAGAAGUUCGCAGCUCCCGCUUUUCCUCCACCUUUCCCUCCACCCGUCAACUCCUCAUCAUCGUCGCAGAGAUCCGUCCGUCCACAAACAGGAAGUUGAGGAACUUUGGACCUUCCAUCCUGGCCUCCUCCUCCCCCCGCUCCUCCUCCUCCUCCGCCUCCUCCACGCCCACAUGAACACCCACGGCCAAGAGGAGGCCCCGAUACCCCCGGAGGAGGAGGAGGCGGCGGCGCAACCGGGAGAGGCGAUGGAAAUCGAGGAGGAGGCGCGACCGGAACAGGUACAGCCGGCUGACCAGGAGCAACGGGGGGAAGACGAAGAGGAGGCGCAACAGGCGGUCGACCUGGAAGAGGAGCAUCAACCUGGGGAGGUGCACAAUCAGGAAGCGGCGGAGCCGCAGGGUCAAAUUGAGGAGGAGGUGCAGGAGCAGGGAGAGGAAGACAUCAAGGAGACGCCGCAGGAGUUGGUGCAGCGGGCCGCCGGUACGGAGCAGGUGGGUGCACCUGAGGAGGCGCGGGUAGAGGACGAACGGGAGAAUGGGGUACGAGAGGACGAAGAAGAGGGUCUGCGGCAACGGCAAGAGCAACCCAUCAAGGAGAUGCCGCAGGAGGAGGUGCAAGAGGAGGAAGAGGAGGCUCAACAGCUGGAAGAGGUGCGGCUCGCUGACGGCGUGGAGGGUCACGCUGAGGAGAUGCGGCGGGAGCGGCUUGAGGAGGAGCUGCGGCAGGCGCAGCGGGAUGCCGUGCCGUCCCAAGAAGAGCAACCGACGGAGGGGGGGCUGCGGGAGAACGCAGCGCGGCAGCAGGAGCGGCAACAAACGGGGAAUUCGCCGCGGGAAGAGGAGCGACACGUGGAGGAGCUGCCGCGGGACGAGGAGCAGGAGGACUUUGUGGACUCUCUGGAGCAAAACCACAACAGUCAAGUUCUCAUUCGCCUCAGAGGAAUGUAAGUAUAAACGGCGG